CGGAUUGAGGUACACUCCGCACGCUAGCGAUCAGAAGUCGCCAGGACAUAUUUUGAGCAUACAUCUGAAUAAGAAAUAGUUUAAAAUGACUCUAGCUCAGAAAACCGAUGUUCAGAUAGACGGUGAAUCGUUUGACCUUGUGCGUAUUCCAAAAGCGACUAGUAAGCUUGUAACGCAAGCUAAAGGUACGCUAAUGGGAUCUCUUGAUCUCGCGAGCCUUGUGGACGACCUAGGGAAGCUAGGCAGCUUUGUUCGACUCGCCUACAACGGAGUAGCGGGAAACACAGAGGUUCAAAUCAAGGUCCAACGAGUGGGCUACAAAGUGACAAAGCUCGCGGACAAAUCUGCGGUUACUGUGCAUCGUUUCAAGAGCGCAUCGCAGAGCGUAUUACAAGAGCUUAGGGGGACAUAUCAAUAUUUACUUGACGGACUGGAGGAAAUGGCCGUUGAGACACUGUCGUUACUAGCUGAUGUCGCGUCAAAGAUGGCUACAGCGGCAGACGAGCUUCACACCGACUUUGAGGCAGCGACUGAGGAUGUUAUAGAGGCAUUGGAGGAUACCCAGAGAGCGAAAGGGGGAGAGGAGGAACGGAAAAAGAAAAUGGAGCAAGAGAGGAAAGAGUUUGAAAUGCGAAAGAGAAAAGCGGAAGUUCUGCAGAAGAGUGCUCUGGAGGCAGAGGCUAAAGCCGAGGCUCUUUACAAUGAAGCUCAAAUACGCGAGGACAAAGCGCUUGAUAAUCAAGACAAGAUCCUUAAAAUCUUAUCAGCUAUCUUUACUGCUGGUGCGGCAUAUUGCGGUAAUGUAGGGCUAGUUCUGGCAGCCAAAACGGUAGGCGACGCCGUCACAAGCACAGAAGACAACAAGGAAGCUUUGGAUCAGGCAAAAACAGAGAAAAUGCGUCACUUGGACGACCUACAAAAACAGCGAGACAUCAGACGAGAAGCGCUACAGCAGUGUAUUGAGUUCACCGAGAGAAUCAAGCAUUGUGAUGACGAUGAGAGCCUGGCUGAAGUUGCCGCGGAAGCCCUACAUAACUCCGUAGGCGCUCUCAAAUCACUAAGCGCAAUCAUGAUGAACGCCGCCACCUUUUGGCGCCAGAUGCAACUACAUUGCGAGACAUUAGCCAAACAAGACAUCCAGCGACUCAUCGAGAAGGCCAUAACGCUGCCGGAGGAAAAACGCAUCAAGGUAUGGACUUCGACAUCGUUCAAGACCAAAGCGGUGCAGUAUUACUCCAAGUGGGUUGCGCUGGAUGAUGUGUGCGGCGUCUAUAUGCAUCAGAUCCGCGACACCCGUAAGGACUUGUACAAUUACUUGCAGGAAAACUAUACAGUCCCGCAAGCUAGGAAAAAUGUGAAAAGGCUGGCAGUGAUGUUUGCAGACGACCUGAUGAAAGCUCAAAAGGAGAUUGAUAAGAAGGAAUUUGAGGCCUCGAAAGAAAUUUUAGCAUUAGAGGCUCCUCCCAAAAACUAAAGGGCUGAUUAAUAGGGCUUUAUCUUAUUAGGGACUGUGAGGGAGGGGGUAGGCCAAAGAUGGAAGAAUAUGGCGUCUAUCAUAUAGCAAAGGAAUAGACUACUGUCCCCUCCCCUCCGUCCCUUCCCAACUGACAACAUUUCCUAUCUUUCGGCAACGGUGAUAUGUAGAGCAAUAUAUACUAUUCUUUAAGAGCAUAAAAAUAAAAGUUUAAAAUUGA
Molecule: messenger RNA, 1694 nt
Organism: Nematostella vectensis (starlet sea anemone)
Lineage: Eukaryota; Metazoa; Cnidaria; Anthozoa; Actiniaria; Edwardsiidae
Source: RefSeq, a predicted model, not a curated record